GUGGACCCUAGUGAUAUUAAUCUCGAGAUAUCCAACUCGACUUGCCGGAAUUUCUUUUUGUCUCGAGAAAUUCUGCGGGAAAUAUCUUGAGCCAUUCAAGAAAUCGUUCGUUCUUCCUGCGAUCCUCGACGAAGAGCGGCGGACUUGAAAUUUCCAGAGAUUCACAGCUUGUGGAGGUCUUGACAUUUAAGGGUGGCCGGAUGGGAACUCUACAAGGUCCAGUUGUUUGCCCUGCAGUUCGUUCGAAGCAAAUUGGAGUUUGUACUCUGCCAGUGAAUGGGCCUUUCAUGCAGGCUAGGUCUUUAAGAAAUGGAUUAUGGGGUUUUAAAGGAAGAUGCAGAGAUGGGGUUAAGGUGAGAACAUUUUUCCAACAAGGCCAAGUUGAGAAGUGCUGGAAAAUACAAUGCAGUUUCAGUUCUUCCUCAAAUGGAAAUGGCAGCAUGGCGGAGAAUUUCAACGAGAAAGAUGAAGAAUAUGUAAACUCCAGUGUGGUUGAAGCCGUUGAGGUAAAAAGUGGCCCAGAGGGGUUCAUGAUAAAAAUGCGAGAUGGAAGGCAUUUAAGGUGUGUUCAUAACAAUCCUCAAGGUGGUCAUCUACCGGAUUAUGCUCCACAUCCUGCUAUUGUACUGAAGAUGGAGGAUGGAAGUGAUCUUCUUCUUCCUAUAAUUGUCUUGGAGAUGCCGAGUGUCCUACUUAUGGCUGCAGUUCGCAAUGUCCAAAUUGCUAGGCCCACUUUAUAUCAAGUAGUGAAGGAAAUGAUCGAGAAGAUGGGAUAUGCAGUAAAACUUGUUCGAGUAACCAAGAGGGUUCAUGAGGCAUAUUUUGCUCAGUUGUACCUUACAAAGGUUGGCGAGGAAACAGAAUGUGUCAGCUUUGACCUCCGACCUUCAGAUGCUAUUAAUAUUGCAGUAAGAUGCCAGGUGCCCAUACAAGUUAACAAGUACUUGGCAUCCAGUGAUGGAAUGAGGAUUGUUGAACCUGCAAAGAUGGCAGCACAGCCCCCUCUUUCAGAUGGCUUCUUGUUCACAGAACUGGAUAGGCCUGAUGGGCAGCCUUGUGUUGAAACCAAGGAGUUUGGUCUGGUCCGCAACAUGCUAAUUGCUGCUGUCGAAGAACGUUACAGAGAUGCAGCUCAGUGGAGGGACAAGCUUUCUCAACUCCGUUCCAGAAAGAAGAACUGGGCAUGACAGGGGGGGCAUGCAAGUAUGUAAAUAGAAGUUACUGUUCAAAGCAGAGAAGAUCAGCCAAUUAGCAAGGAUGUAUCAUUGCAUCUUCCGGUCGCCUUGUGUUGUGUAUGGAUGCUUGUGAAUAUAUGUAUAGGUACACAUCUAUAUAAUGUUGGAACAUGAACAUAUCUUUUGUUUUGCC
Telopea speciosissima is the source of this 1368-nucleotide messenger RNA. RefSeq names its product bifunctional nuclease 2-like. The transcript is spliced from 11 exons. Lineage: Eukaryota; Viridiplantae; Streptophyta; Magnoliopsida; Proteales; Proteaceae. The record is from RefSeq and is a predicted model, not a curated record. The coding region runs from base 201 to 1187 and encodes 328 amino acids. Gene Ontology annotation, biological process: protein ubiquitination. Gene Ontology annotation, molecular function: nuclease activity. Gene Ontology annotation, cellular component: VCB complex; nucleus.